GUCUCCCGCGGCCAGGUCGCCCCCUGCCGGGACCCGGGCGCGCUGCAGCCGCGGAGCCGGGUGCCCGCCCCUCUUACCGCCGGGGGCGGAGUCGCUGCCGCUUCGGGUCCCGGUCCCCGCCUCCAAGACCCCCGCGCGCCUCCUCCAGGCGAGCUGCGGGACGGGAAGGGUCCGGCCGCCGUGGGCCGCUGCCAGCCGCGGGGCUGCCAAGGGCCGCUGGCGAGAGGCGAGGGCUCCGAGUCUGGCGGCCGCUGAUGGGAGGCGGAGGCCGGGCGGGCGAGCGCCGGCGCAGCGGCCACCAUGGGGAACAAGCAGACCAUCUUCACCGAAGAACAGCUAGACAACUACCAGGACUGCACCUUCUUCAAUAAGAAGGACAUCCUCAAGCUGCAUUCACGAUUCUACGAGCUGGCCCCCAACCUCGUCCCAAUGGACUACAGGAAGAGCCCCAUCGUCCACGUGCCCAUGAGCCUCAUCAUCCAGAUGCCAGAGCUCCGGGAGAAUCCCUUCAAAGAAAGGAUCGUGGCGGCGUUUUCCGAGGAUGGUGAGGGGAACCUCACUUUCAACGACUUUGUGGACAUGUUUUCUGUGCUCUGCGAGUCGGCUCCCCGAGAGCUCAAGGCAAACUAUGCCUUCAAGAUCUACGACUUCAACACUGACAACUUCAUCUGCAAGGAAGACCUGGAGCUGACGCUGGCCCGGCUCACUAAGUCAGAGCUGGAUGAGGAGGAGGUGGUUCUUGUGUGCGACAAGGUCAUUGAGGAGGCUGACCUGGAUGGUGAUGGCAAGCUGGGCUUUGCUGACUUCGAGGACAUGAUCGCCAAGGCCCCUGACUUCCUCAGCACUUUCCACAUCCGGAUCUGAGGACACUGCCGAGGCUGCAGGGGCCUGGAAGUCCACCGUCCUGUCCUGUAGUCACAUGGGUGUGGCCUCCAAGCUCCCCAGGAAAGCAGUGGCAGCCUCUGGGGUUCACACCAUGAAUAUUUCCUGUGGCCCUUUCAGCAAAAAACAGCCUUAACCAGGAAGGGGGCAUGUGAGGGUUAGGACCCUUCCCACAGCCCCUCUGUGGUCCAGCCCGAGGACCCAUGGCCCCUCUCCAGGCCCUCCGCACCCCGCCCUAUGCCCCAGUCCUCUCCCACUCCAGGAAUGCUCCCCAGCCCCCAGAGGGAAAGGCAGAUAACCCAAUAGGAGGUGGUGGGGUCUGACAUGUCCAAGUGCUGGCAGACACCCUGGUCACCCAGGACAGAAUGGGAAAAAAAAAAAAAAAGAGGUCAGGGUUUUAAUGAGCUAUGCAAUCUUUUUCCAAAACCCAAGGUUGGGCUGCUCCUCACCCCUGCCUGUUCCUCUUCUGCUGGCCUCCUUCACAAUGUGAAGCUGUAGGCACAGUGGGCUGAAGGGCUCUUGCCCCUGUCUCUGCCUCUGGGUCAUGAGUACCACCCUGCCUGCCUUCCCCAACACCAUGGAAUCCUCACUGGUGUGUGCUGUCCACAGAUGUGUGAACUCCUGGUAGUAAAACACUUUUGCAUCCCUGUGCUCUCCAUGU
This is a messenger RNA of Rhinopithecus roxellana (golden snub-nosed monkey), 1543 nucleotides long. It is a transcript of the gene CIB2, whose product is annotated as calcium and integrin binding family member 2. Gene Ontology annotation, molecular function: calcium ion binding. NCBI's taxonomy places the organism in Eukaryota, Metazoa, Chordata, Mammalia, Primates, Cercopithecidae. The transcript is spliced from 6 exons. The record is from RefSeq and is a predicted model, not a curated record. The coding region runs from base 301 to 864 and encodes 187 amino acids.